GACGCUCGUGCACAGCAUCGCAUUGGACGCCGAGGCAGGAAGGUGUGAGCGCGUGGAGCUCCUGUAAAUGUGUUGCUGCUAGUUCAGUCAUCGCGAGUCACCUGCCGUCAUUGUGUUUCCCUCAACAUGGAGUUGCUGGAGUAGUCUGGCACAUGACGAAGUGGAACCGUUGCUUUUUUCAAGCCAAAGGACUAUCUACCUCACUGACUUAGCAAACAAUUUGAAUAGCCCAAGAAUCAGGAUACGUCGUUAUUUAUGCUUAUUUAUAUUUAUUUAUAACCCGCGCGAUUCCUAUCUAAAUUGCACUGAAUUUUGCGCCCAAAUGCUUCUACAUCAGUUCAUGAAUGGGACGUUGGAAACGAUGUAUCCCAGUAUUCAGAAAGACACGACUUUCACGAAGAUCUUCGUCGGAGGUUUGCCGUACCACACCACGGACGCGUCGCUCCGCAAGUACUUCGAGACUUUCGGCGACAUCGAUGAAGCGGUGGUGAUAACGGACCGACAAACGGGGAAAUCCAGAGGAUAUGGCUUUGUCACUAUGAUGGAUAAAAGUGCAGCCGAGAGAGCUUGUAAAGAUCCAAACCCUAUUAUUGAUGGACGCAAAGCUAAUGUAAACCUGGCAUACCUUGGAGCCAAACCGCGCAGUCCGCUGACAGGAUACUCAACAGGAGUACAGCAGGUUCACCCAGCCCUGAUCCAGAGGCAGUAUGGGCUCAGCCAGCCGUAUGUUUACCCUCAGGCCUUCCUUCAGCCCAGUUUGGUUCUUCCUACUCAGGUCACCUCCACAGCAACGACCCCUUACCUUGACUUCAGCACUGCCUACGCCCAGUACGCCUCCUCUGGCUUCGAGCAGUACCCAUACGCCCCCUCACCGGGCUUCCUGAGCUACGUCUACCCUCCAGGCACGCCUGGCCCCUCCUCUGCUACUUCUACCCCGGUUCCCACCCCCCUCUCGGUCGGAGCCCCUCCCAGCGCCGCCUACAUCCAACUCCCUCCUCAUCAGCUGCACACAGACCGCCUGUAGAACGGAAACCAAGGACGACCGAGUACGCUGAAAUUGCACUAGAACAUCAUCAAUAUGGGACAGGGAUUUGUGACAUCAUCAGCCUGUGACCGGGGGGAGGGGCCUAAAUACUGAGGUGUCAUACAAAAGGGCUUCGAGUUGUUAUUCUUUUUCUUGCGAUCCCUCAGUUUAAAGACUUUUCUCUGACUGGUUACUGUUAUUAUUAUUAACGAUUUUACGAUCGCCAUUGUAAGUAGUAGAUUGUUAACUGAUAUUAGACGAUUGAGUAACUGGUGAAAUUGAAUUGCAGAUCCAUCAAGUGAAUGAUAAAUUAUAGGUCAUAGACAGGUUGACAAGAGUGACCCCGAGGACUAUUUGGACACUUGAACUGCACUGUUAAAUGUCUGAAUAUUAUUACAUUAGAUAACAAACCAAGAUCUUUGUUUGAUUUAUAUGGCAAAAGAAUAAAUAUACUGUGCGAAUGUAGUUGUCAGACCUCACCGAAGUCUUUUUGAGGAAGUUGCGCAACAUCCCUCCCCGAGUGCAUUUCAUUUUUUAAUGGUUGAUGAUUGGCUCUUGUAACUGGAAGGCGGGACUAAAGUGGCGUUUGCGAUCUCCCCCAUUCAUAUCAAUACCAGUGACGCAUCGUGUUAAUAUUAAAUAUUUUCUUCAUUCGUUUUGAAAAAAGGUCAAGCACCAUUUGUUUCCAGAUGCCACUUGAUUAAUAUUUUAUACAUUUUUAGUGAGUCCUAAGUGUCCAAAUAUGCUUUGGGGCCGUGUUUAUAAGAAUAAGCACUCAUUCGAGCAGGUAUUUUUUAUAUCUGUGUUGAGAGAAACACUGCAAAGAAGCUUCUGCAGGAAUAUCUGUUAAGCACAAAGCCUUAGAGAUUUCACUGUUUCCUUCCUUUAUAUAGCUGUUUUUAUGAUACAACUGUGGUUGACUAAAAUGAUAAGACUUUUUAAACUCACUUUUUCUAAGAAUAGAUCACAUUUCAGAAAUGUAGCAUUGUAUUUCUGCUUAUCUCUGUGUCCUGCUUUAGUCUGUGUCAUUCCUGUUACUGUCGUACAUUCGUCUUUUAAGGAAUCGUUCUGUUAUUUACUCACCCUUAUCCCGGUUCAAACCAGUUUGCUGCUGUCUUUUCCAUGAAACACAAAAGGAGAGGUGUCUUUAUGAAUCUCUUUGCAUACAUUAGGAAUGUAUAUGUUAAUAGAAGAUUCAUAAGUGAAUCCUUUUGGUUUUUUUUCAUUGAAAAAAUGGCUGCACACAGAUUUGAAAUAUGAUAAUGAGUGAAAUAACAUUUUUGGGCAAACUCCAACUUCUAUUAAGUUUCCUAGCGAAGUAGUUUCAUGUAGACUGUGAUAAUGUUAAUUUAAGAUUAGAUUUGAGAGGCACUGAAGCAUCCCUGUGAUUAUAAAUAUAAGGAUGUAUACAUUGAAACUUUGAGUAUUAAUCAUAUUUUCUAAUUCAGUCUCAUUCGUGACCUUUUUAGAUCGUGUUUUAGCCAAUCUGUUGAAAGGACAAAAUAAGUAUUGUGCUGUUUAAAUGGCACACGAAUGUGAGUCUAGCCUCAGUAGGUAGGUUGUCAUUGGUUUCGCUCUAUGAAUGACACUACGGAUCAAAAUGCCAGCAGGAACAUAUAAGGCAGAACGUACAGGAGGGAGACUUGCACACGAAUGGACAUUUUUGCCAGGACAAUCUGUUUGUUUUCCUAUGAACAGUGUUGUCAUUAAUGUGCCCUGAGACAAUUUCAAUAGCUCAAAAUAUGAAAAUACUUUACCGUGAAAGCCAUAAGACCAGAACAUGCAAAACCAGUAAUAAAGUCAUUUGCAAGA
Misgurnus anguillicaudatus (oriental weatherfish) is the source of this 2836-nucleotide messenger RNA. It is a transcript of the gene rbm38, whose product is annotated as RNA binding motif protein 38. Gene Ontology annotation, molecular function: mRNA 3'-UTR binding. The record is from RefSeq and is a predicted model, not a curated record. Lineage: Eukaryota; Metazoa; Chordata; Actinopteri; Cypriniformes; Cobitidae. Gene Ontology annotation, biological process: regulation of RNA splicing. Gene Ontology annotation, cellular component: cytosol; nucleus.